UGUAUCAAUAUUUCUUAAUUCAUAUAUUACGUCAUAGAUAAUAAUAAUGUAACAAUACAAACUCAAUUCGUUGAUUAUUAUCGAACACACAAUCUUCAGCUUUAUUCCUGUUAGACUUCUAUCCUAAAAAAUAAACAAAAAAAAAAAGCAAAAAAUGCUGACUUCACCAACACUCAGCAACUAUAUAUUUACAUUACGAGUGGCAUUACUAGGAACACGCAUCAUAUUAACACCCCCAUUCUACACCCGCAGCCAUGAAGAAAACUUGCUAUGUUCAAAUUUUUGCAUCUGUAGUAGUUGUAUUACUAACCUCAUGCAGAGCCAAAACAUCUACCAACCUUGCCACAGAUCAAUCCGCACUUCUCUCCCUAAAAGCUCACAUCAUCUCAGACCCUCAUCUCACAAUCACUAGAAACUGGACCAAUUCAACCUCCGUUUGCAGUUGGAUUGGCGUCACAUGCAACACGCGCCACCACAGAGUCGCCUCGUUGAAUAUAUCCGACAUGGGCCUCUCAGGCAGCAUCCCACCAGAGCUGGGAAACCUAUCCUUCCUCGUCUCCCUCGACCUCAGACGCAACAAUUUCAGUGGCGCUCUGCCUCACGAGCUGUCUCGCUUGCGCCGCUUGAAAUUCAUUUCUCUCUUUGUCAACAAUUUCAGGGGAGCGAUCCCAUCAUGGUUGCCUCUCUUAUCUAAACUCGAGUACUUGUCUCUCAGAAACAACAGUUUUGUAGGUUCUAUUCCAAAAUCCAUCUCCAACUUAACAAAUCUUUAUUACCUUGAUUUUUCUUUCAAUUCCCUUGAAGGAAUAAUCCCACAAGAGUUUGGUAGACUUCAAAAGCUGCAAUUUCUGAGAAUUCAAUAUAAUCAUCUGUCAGGAGUUAUACCAUCUGCUCUGUUCAACAUAUCUACAUUACGAAUUUUAGCUUUCACAAAGAAUAGAUUGAGUGGAAAUCUUCCAAAUGAUUUGUGCACCAAUCUUCCGUUUAUUGAAGGGCUUUACCUUGGUAACAAUCAGUUGAGCGGCCAAAUUCCAUCAAAUCUGUCGCAAUGCUCAAAGCUUGGACUUUUGUCGUUGGCUUUCAAUUCUUUUAGUGGACAGAUACCCGCAACCAUUGGUGACUUAAAAUCUCUACAAAUUCUGGAGCUUUGGCAAAACCAUUUAAGUGGUACUAUACCACAGGAAAUUGGCAAGCUUCAAAACCUGGUUGGGAUUCAUGUUGGAGAGAAUCAGAUUACGGGCGCAUUGCCCCUCGCUAUCUUCAAUAUCUCGUCUUUGCAAGCUUUAGACGUACGGAACAAUAAACUCUAUGGGAACCUCCCAAGAGACAUCGGGAAUCUUACAAUGCUAAAAGAUGUAGAUCUCUCAUUCAACAAUUUCACAGGUGUUAUACCGAGGGAAAUUGGCCAACGUCUUCACCAGCUGGAAAAACUUCAAUUGGCGUCGAAUAUGUUGAGUGGUUCAAUUCCACCUGAGAUUUUUAACAUCUCAACUCUUAAAGCUCUUUCACUUGCACAGAAUGGUCUGUCAGGUGCCCUUCCAGCCAGUAUGUGCAGCGGCUUUUCCACUCUCGAGGUACUUUACCUUGGUGUAAAUCACUUCACUGGACGAAUACCCGAAUCCAUUUCCAACUGCUCUCAAAUCACAGGGCUUGAUCUCGGCCUCAACAAUUUCACUGGAAUUGUACCUCACUAUCUUGGAAACCUAAGAUUCCUUGAGAUAUUGAAUCUGAGGGACAACAAUCUAACCAUUGGAUCAUCAUCUUCACAAGUGAGCUUCAUCACUUCAUUGACAAAUUGCAGAUCGUUGACUUUCUUGUUAAUUAGUGGUAAUCCUCUUGAUGGAACUCUUCCAUCUUCCAUAGGAAACUUAUCCUCCCAGCUCCAAUUGUUAUCUGCAUAUGAUUGCAGAAUAAAGGGCAAAAUUCCUGAUGAAAUAGGUAAUCUGACCAACUUGGUUCGACUCUCUUUCUUCGAUAAUGACCUGUCUGGUAAAAUCCCACUUAGUUUGAAGCAUUUACUCAAGCUCCAGGGAUUAUAUCUAGGUAAAAACAACAUGAGAGGUUACAUUCCAGAUUAUCUGUGUGAUUUACACAGCUUGUCGGAAUUGUAUUUGAGCGGAAAUAAGUUGUCGGGUCCUAUUCCAAAAUGUUUAGGAAAUGUCACGUCCUUAAGAUAUCUUUUUCUAGACUCUAACAUGCUGACAUCAAGCAUACCAUCAGGCUUGUGGCGCCUAAAAGAUUUGGUGAUGCUAGACCUAUCCGCUAACUCAUUGAGCGGAAUCUUACCUCCAGAGUUUGGUAAUUUAGUAGCAGCAAUUUCCAUAAAUCUGUCAAUGAAUCAAUUGUCAAAUUCUAUUCCGAGCACGAUUGGUAGUUUGCAAAAAAUGGUUAAUCUUUCUUUGACACAUAAUAGACUUGAAGGUCCAAUUCCAGUGUCCAUUGGGAGCAUGAUUGGUUUGCAAACUCUCGACUUAUCCUACAAUAGCCUCUCUGGUUCAGUGCCGAAAUCUUUGCAAACACUUCAACAGCUUUACAACUUUAAUGUCUCUUUCAAUUCUCUAAGUGGAGAAAUUCCCAGUGGUGGUCCUUUUAUGAACUUCACAAUGGAGUCCUUUAAAGGUAAUGAAGCCCUAUGUGGAAUUCCAAGGUUCCACGUCCCACCUUGUCAAGUUGUCUCUAAUCACAAAUCAAAGCGGAAGAAGGUGGAAUUUGCUUUGUUCAUUCUGUCUGGGGUUGUGGCUUUAACUGCAAUUCUAUGUUUGGGCUUUAUUUUACUUAUAUAUAGAAGGAAAGAUAAAGAAACUAUUGGAAUUGAUGGAAUUUGGUCUGUGCAACGUGAAAGAUUUUCAUAUUAUGAACUUUCACGAGCAACUCAACGGUUCAAUGAGAGCAACUUACUAGGUAUGGGAAGUUUUGGUUCUGUUUAUAGAGGAAUUCUUGGAGAUGGGAACGCUAUUGCUGUAAAGGUGUUUAAGCUUCAAUCUGAAGCAACAUUUCGGAGCUUUGAUGUUGAAUGUGAAGUUCUACGCACUAUUCGUCAUAGAAACCUGGUCAAAGUCAUAAGCAGUUGCUCCACCGAAGAAUUCAAGGCUUUGAUACUAGAAUACAUGCCAAAGGGAAACCUUGAAAGCUGGUUGUAUUCACACAACUAUUGCUUGGAUUUCAUACAAAGGUUGAACAUAAUGAUUGAUGUGGCGUCGGCAUUGGAAUAUCUUCACCAUGGCCAUUUCACUCCAAUUGUUCAUUGUGACUUGAAACCAAGUAAUGUCUUGUUAGAUGAAGAAAUGGUUGCUCAUGUCAGCGAUUUUGGUUUAUCAAAACUAUUGGGCGAGGGGAAGAGCAUUGUGCUAACAAACACUCUAGCAACUCUCGGUUACAUUGCUCCAGAGUAUGGUUUUGAAGGGAUAGUCUCCACAAGGUGUGAUGUCUAUAGCUAUGGGGUGAUGCUAAUGGAAACUUUUACGAGAAAAAGACCAAGUGACAAUAUGUUUGCCGGAGAUCUAAGCUUGAAGAUUUGGAUUGAAAGCUCAAUUCCAAAAUCGGCAUAUGAAGUUAUAGAUGUCAACUUACUAAAGAAUCUUGACAAAGAACAUGGCAACAAAAUUGUGGAAUUCGCAUCAUCCGUAUUGGAGUUGGCUAUGAAGUGCUCUGCAGAAUCCCCUAAAGAUAGGAUUAACAUGAAAGAAGCUCUAGCAGAGCUGCAUAAAAUCAAGCGUUCAUUUUUAGAAUGAAACCUAAAUCACAGUGGUAAGGCCUUAUAAAGUUGUUUUUUUCCUAUUAAUUGCCAAAACUGUAUAACACGUUAUGUAAAUCAAAGUGGUAAGGCCUUAUAAAGUAGUAUUUAGGCAUAUACAAUAAAUCAGGAUAAUAAUUCUAGCCCAGUAUUUGAUCCUUAUAUUAAACUAUGUUUUAAA
Salvia miltiorrhiza (redroot sage) is the source of this 3914-nucleotide messenger RNA. RefSeq names its product probable LRR receptor-like serine/threonine-protein kinase At3g47570. The record is from RefSeq and is a predicted model, not a curated record. Gene Ontology annotation, biological process: protein phosphorylation; hormone-mediated signaling pathway. Lineage: Eukaryota; Viridiplantae; Streptophyta; Magnoliopsida; Lamiales; Lamiaceae. Gene Ontology annotation, molecular function: protein binding; ATP binding; protein kinase activity. Gene Ontology annotation, cellular component: plasma membrane. The transcript has 4 exons. The coding region runs from base 255 to 3731 and encodes 1158 amino acids.